AUAUAUUUUGUCUGUGGUUAUCGUGUUCUCCGUUCACAAUAAUUUAUAAUUAUAUUUUCUUUCAUCUCGAAAAAUAGUGUCAAAUAGUUUUCACGGAUCUUUAUCCUAAAUAAUAGAAAUCUUCCUAUAGUUUUCAAUCCGGCUGCAAACAAUAAUAAACAAACUAACGGAUCAGAGUUCAGCUAUCCGAAAUUCGAAUGUAAAUAAGUGACGACCUUGCGUAAACUACGUAUGUGUAUAUUUUGGUGGACUGGAUAAACAGUAAAAUUUCAGUGAAAUAACAAUAGAAAGUGAUUAAAUCUGAUAAAUUAAUGUCGUUUUUUACUUGAAUUCAUAUGAGUUACAUGGAAAACGUAAGAAAUUAAACUUUGGACGAUAUUAUGUAUACGUUUGCGUGGGGUAAAGACCACCUGAGAAUCAGGCUAGCUACUCUGGAACUAUGUUCGCCACCACAGGCAUGGUAGCGGCACCACAGCAAGCGACUGGCCAGGUCGCGCAGAAUGGGAGCACCACACUCCCUAGGUCCCAUCACCAGAGAACAGGAAGGCCACCCGCAGCUCCUAAAUCAUACGACUACCUUUUAAAAGUAUUACUGGUGGGUGACUCUGACGUGGGCAAGCAGGAGAUUUUGCAGGAUCUAGAGGAUGGUUCUGCUGACUCCCCAUUCUGUAGCGGCAGUGCUUACAAAACUACGACAAUUCUCUUGGACGGUAAAAGAGUUAAGCUACAACUUUGGGAUGCAUCCGGCCAAGGCAGAUUUUGCACAAUCAUUCGCUCAUAUUCAAGAGGGGCGCAGGGAAUACUGCUUGUGUAUGACAUUACAAAUAAAUGGUCUUUUGACAGUAUCGACAGGUGGCUGGAAGAGGUAGAGAAGCAUACACCAGGAGUGCCAAAGGUUUUAGUUGGCAACCGGUUGCACCUAGCGUUCAAACGACAAGUACAGGAGAGAGACGCUGAACUGUACGCUGCAAAGAACCACAUGGCAUUCUUUGAAGUUAGCCCUCUGUGUGACUUCAAUAUACGCGAGAGCUUCUGUGAAUUGUCUCGAAUGGCUCUGCACAGGAACGGCAUGGAAAGGCUGUGGAGAAGUAACAAAGUUCUCAGCCUGCAAGAGCUGUGCUGUCGCGCGAUAGUGGCGCGCACGUCCGUGUACGGGCUGGAGCGGCUGCCUUUGCCCACCACGCUCAAGUCGCACCUCAAGUCGUACGCCAUCUCCGCCGCGCCCAGCCGCCACCGCGCGCGCGCCACCAAGCACCCGCACCACACGCGGCUCAACUGCACCGGACGGAACUCCUGCAAUAUCGUAUAAACUACCCUUUUUUUAUUAUUUUUUUUUUUACAGCGUGAUUUCAAUGUUUGGAACUUCAUUUGUUAUCUACGGUCACGGCAGUGUUGCCAACGUUUAAAAAAGCAUGAUUUUUUUUUUAUUUAUUAUAUUUACAGUGUGAUUUAUAGAGAUUCAUCUAAUAUCUAUGGUCACGGCAGUGUUGCCAACGUUUAAAAAAGCAUGAUUUUUUUUUAUUUAUUAUAUUAACAGUGUGAUUUAUAGAGAUUCAUCUACUAUCUAUGAUCACGAAAGUGUUGCCAACAUAUUGAAAAUAUGUAUUUUUUUUAUUUUUUUUUCAAAAAUAGCGUCGCCGAUAACGUUGCCAGCAGUCAACACUAAAAAACAAUGUGUAUAAUGGCUGGAGCAUGCCAACAUAAAUUUAGCAACACUAACAAAACAAUCUUACAGGUUUCCCUUUUUCAUAGUAGACUCGUAGAUUAGUUUGAUUUAUGAAAACCUCAAACCACACAUUUUGAAAAAUAACGUCGCCGUCACUCUAAAAAGCAAUGUGUAUAAUGGUUGGAGCAUGCCAACAUAAAUUUAGCAACACUAACAAAACAAUAUUAUUGGUUUCGAUUUUUCAUAGUAGAACCGUAAUCAGUUUGAUUAUGGUUCCCUCAAACCACCCAAAUGUACAGAAGUAUUGCAAGUAUUCAUUAUUCCAAUGACCAUAGAUAUAAUUUUUUGACAGACAUCUUAUAGAAAUUUAUUCUAGUUCUCAUGUAUGUCUCUGAUAAAAUAUUCAAUUGAGGAUAUUUCUAUCACUUUAAAACACUAACAUAUCGCAUGCAAUAAAUUGAUCCAACAUUAAAUUAGUUUUCUGCUACACAAAGAUACUUACAGACUGCCAUUGUAAUAAUAAACACUGCAUGCUGAUCAAUUAGUCAGAAUACUUAUAGAAGCAAUACAAUAUAUAGCGAUUUCCAUAUUGAAUCCUAAACACUUUACACAGGCUGUAACUGACAACGGAUUUGUGAUUAGAUUAAGUUUAGAAUAUAAGGAUAUUUGUUACUUAAACAUAAUAUGUAUUGUGAAUUUUGUGAAUAUAAGUGUUAUUUAAUUAUAACAAUAAUAUGUGAAUAUUUUGUAGCACGGCAACUAAGUAUUUGUCCUUUUAUUAAUAUAGAUAAUUAUAAAUAAAUUAUAUUGUCGCGUCGAGCUCUCAGUUUGCUCUGAACUGAACAUAAUAAGACACAUCAUUGGUCUCAACGUUCCUCUUAGCUCAAACCCUUAACCAUGGAUUAAGGUUUAAACAACAAUUUUCUUCAUAGUAAAGAGGACCUAAUCACUAAUGUUUAAAGUUCACUUUACUUUGAAGAAAUUUGAGGUUUAAAUCAUUACCCAAGUUUAAAAAUAAGGCCAUCAGAAUUGACAAGCUAGUCUCAAUGAAAUCCUACAGGGACGUUGCUGUGGUCAAUUAAUAAUUAUGAAAAUGUUUAUUAAAUUGAUACUCCACGUAUUAGGCCGGCCGCAUACACUUGUUUUCUGUAUUCGUUUUCCUAGUGCGUAAUUUUGAUUUGGUAUUCCGCGAGACUACCGCUCUUCUUUCGAAAUGUCGCAAGGUCUCGCAUUCGUUUCGUACGCGCGGAAUUUGUUCCGAUCGGAAAAAAACGUACGUGUGCGUCAUUUAAUGUAUUUUAUAUUUAUUUUACGCAUUAUGUUUUCCGAGCAUGGAAAACGAAUGAAUGCGGCCGGAUUGUAUGCAUUAUUAUUUCCGAGCACGGAAAACGGAUUCGGUAAACGAGUGAAUGCGGGAGGUCUUAAUAAAUAAACUGGACAUAUUUGGACACUAAUCCUGGCUGAAGGAAAGUCAGUCUUUUAUAGACGAUAUCAGCUGCGCACUAUAAUAUUGAGUAAUAAUAUUGCGUAUUGAAUCUAUACUAAUAAUAUAAAAAGGAAAGAUAUGAUUUUUUUGUUUGUUGGCAUUGCAUACUGCGCGGACGAAACCGCGGCGUUCUGCUAGUGUAGUAUAAAACUACUUUCGUGCUUCAUGUUCAGAGCGAACAAGUUAAAGUCCGGCCGCUCAGAGAUUGCGUUUCUGACAGGUCGUGAUCGAAUGGGCUGUGUAAAAUGAGAGAGGGACAAAAAAAGAGGCAAUUGUAAUUGAAUGUUUGUCCCAUUCGCACAACCUGUCAGUAACGAAAUCUCUGAGCGGCCGGACUUUAGCGCGGACUACACAAGCAGCUGGGUAGUAACUGUGAACCAGACUUGUGAACUUAAGACGCUCGUUUAUCAAACUGAGGACGGCAUUCAAAUGGUUCACAGAUACAUUAUAGUGUAUUUAGACAUAUCAGGUGUAAAGUGUAUCUCAAGUUUACGAGAAAAUCUAUUCUUUAGGAGUAGAGUGCGGGCACGAUGAGUUUGCGCGUGGCCAAAAUCGGAACUAAUCAAAAGUUCCGCCAUCUUGUCGUCUAUCUCAGUCUAUCUCUUGGCGGGUAAAAGAGAUCACUAAAACUGGCAACCUAAUUGCAGACUUAUCUUGCGCGCACUCUAAAUACAUAAAACCGUCAUAAUAAUAUAUAACGUUGAAGCGGAAUUUUGACCUUGGACAUAUUUUCAACCCCUUCCUAGAUAUGUCUGGAUAAACUAAUAACUUUUAAUAUACCUAUGUCAUAGGACUAGCUAGUUGUAACGUAUACUGGUGAUACAAUAUUAUGUACUAACUACUAACAUAAUGACCUUCCAAUUCGAGGAUUUAUAUUUUUCACAGGAUAUAACAAAUACUGUCUUUAGUAUUUCCAAAACAUAUCUUACUGAUAGAAACAUGACUAGUAAAACACCUGAGAAAGAUUAGAUACUUAAUAAGUACCUAUACCUACUUCCAUCGUUUUAAAAACUCCAGAAAUAGUAUUCAAGAUUUUUCAAAAUUUACGUAUAAAAUUGUCUAUAUAACAUCUCCAUCUCAAACGUAGUUUCGAAAUAAUAUUAAGUAGAAAUCUAUAAAAAUAUGUAAUUCCAUCCCUCAAUAUCGGAUGCCUCAAGAUUCUCGGUCACAAUUUAGACGGAUUUCAACCUAGCGAAGAGCAGCACACCUUUUAUUAUCAAAGUAUAAGAAGUUGAAAAUUAGAGUAACUAAUCCCCGAAAGUAUGAGAGGUAGUUAUUUUCGACAAUUUCAAGCUAUGCCAAUAAAUAGUCAGUAACAAAUGCCGCCACGCUGCGUUUCGCUAGAUAUACGCAAGCUUGUACCCACGUGUUGAGCAAAUGACUAAACUACAGCGAAAAACGUCUUUUCGCCUUUCGUAGAUAAUUUUCGCAACACGUAUUCACCCCAAAGAGGAAUUAUUUGCCUUUAUAUGUAUCAUACAUCUUUUUUUUUUUUACAUUUCACUUUUCAGUUUACCUUCGAAUUGAAGUGAACUUAAAUAAGUACAAUUUUAUUAAUUAAGGUACUUGGAGGUCUUGAAAAUAUUUAUAUUGUCCAUUAAAAAUAAGCAUAGUUUCGAUGUAAGUUUUCACAAAUAUUUUGUUUAAAAUAUACAAAGUAACUGUUUCUUAAUUAAAUAAAAUUUGAAUGCCGAAUGCCAAAUUCUAAUAUCGCGGAAUUCAAAUUGGGUAUUUUCUGAUCAUUUUUCGAAUUAGCACAAUAGUUGAAUCGUUUAGAUCGCUGUGUGACCAUGACUUUAUUUUUUAAUUUAUAUAAUUGUAUCUAACUACGGUUGUGUAUGCGUUUCAUCAUAAUAUGACGAUACAUCAUUUAUUUUUUGCAUUUAACAUUUCAUAUAACAUAGCAUCUACAUUACAUAAUUUUAAUGAAUUUAAAUAAUAACUCUUAAACAUGCCCAUAUAAAGAAUGUUAAUUGUAACAAAGUGUCUUAGAAAUAAAUUUAAAUGGCAUGGCAGACUGAUUAAUUUAUACAUUGUGGUGCCAGGAUGUCAGGAAAUAUUAGCGAAAAGUCCCGUUUUUCUAGAAGAGAAAAGUUCACACUUGAUUGGAACGUAUUCCAGUUUUACAAUUUAAUCUAUGCUUUAUACGAUAUUUUACUACCUAAAAAUAUUUUGUCAACAAAAAUCCCGAUUUGAAAACAAUGAUUUAGAAAACAACCGGAACCAGAAAGAUUUUUUUACCUGGCAACACUAAGAACACGUCAUAGACAAGGGCCUCAUAUAUAAUUUUAUAACGUUUAUUAACCGUCUAGCGGCAUCUGCUCAUGUUUGUAUAAAAUGUUUAGCAAUGGAUUGUAAAUAGGAAGUUGAACAACUGUGUCAUUCAAUGCAUGUUUGGUCCAAUCCGUCCCUAGAAGGUAACUGAGUCAUUUAUGCGUAAUUCAAUAUUGUAUUAGCCUUCAAUAAACCCUAACGCAGCUGUUCCACGUUUACUUGAUACACUUCGUGCAUGCCACGUGACUCAAUGCACUAUUCUGACAUACUUUGCUCUUGACUGUUUGUUAUUUUAAAGACUUGCGUAUAGUACGAGAUCCGGCAUAAGUAUUAUAGCCCUCAUCUGUUAUUUAAUUGGGAUAAGAAAUAAAUGAUAGAUAAUGUUCACAGUGACACAUUGCACAUUGCACAUAGGUUGUAGUUAAAUUGCCUAGAUGAUUAUUUUUUGUUAAUUUAUUUUAUCUCCUUCCCUCAUUGAAUAAUUAAAAAAAAACGUAUACUAGUUAAUCGAAUAUACCCAAAAGAUGUGAAUGAGUAAAGAUUGUCUGCUUAAACACUACAACUGUGGAGUUGAUAUAAACAGUAAAUUAAGUACUGUUAUUUAUAUUUCAUUUCGUCGUCUAAUAUGUCAAAUGAAAGCUCAUUAUAUGCUUAAUUUAAAAAUAUUCGAUUGCCUUUGAUAUAGUUCAUGGUUUCCUAGGUUUUGUGUGAAAAUUGCGUUUGCUUUUGAAACUAGGCAAAAUAUUUGCAACGUGUCACUGUGAACCUUUUCUAUCAUUUACUUCAUAGCACUUAUGAAUAACAGAUGAGGGUAUACAUUUCUAAUACCGGAUCUUAGACCAGUAGUAGUUACAUACAUACAAUUCUGCUUAUAUGGCGCAUGUUAUCUUUUCGAUGUCAUAACAUUCUGUACUUCUCAGAAAUCAAUCAUAAUUUUGCAUGUCCAUUCUCGAAUAUCUUCACGAAAUUGGUCGACGAAAUUUAUUUGAACGAUACGUUAACACGGUAUUUAUAAUACGAACAUUAGUUACUGUAGCGUUUUGUCUUUUUAAUCGACUACGGUAAAGCAAAAAUCAAGGUUUAUUCUAGCAGAUGUAUGUAUGUUUGUGUUUACGUAAGUUCCUCCGUAGCACCUAAAUUAUUUAUCCGAUUUUGAUGAACAAUGUAUGAAUCAUUUCGAUUAUUAUUGGACUUCAAUAACAGGAGGUAGUCGAUUUAACUUGUAAAUGUAUUUCAAUCGACUUUUUUCCGUAGUCGGUAUUUUUAACUUUAUAUCAUUUAUUUUAUUGUCAAUUAUCAAAUAAAAUAAAUUAAUUUUCCAAAUAAUAAUUACACAAAACUGUAUUACACUCAAAAUAGACUAAUUUCUAUAACAUUCGAUUAAUAAUUUUAAUAAAAUAUUUUUCUUAAUAAAUGACUAUAGAUAGGACUGUAGGAUUAGUUCAGAAUUACACCUAACAAUAUGUACUUCUAUAGAACAAAAUUCAUGUAUAUGAACGCAAAAUUAAAUAUUUUGCUAUUAUAAUAUUUUAGUGUUGGCAUUCUAUAGAAAGUCCUACUAUAUAAAAAAAAAUGUAAAUACAAAAUAACCUAACGUAUGUUUCUUUUCGUAUUUUAUGAAUUUGAAAAAUGAACCGAAGCUUAUCUUUUGUACAUACUCUUUCAUUUAUGUAUAGUUAAAAUCAUUUAUUUGUGAUUGAUAUUUAGUACUUUAUUAUAUAAUCCAAAUAUACUAAUACCAACUAAAAGUUGGGUAAAUACAGUCAUUAUUGUCACUACUAAUGUAAGUUGUGAAAUAAAACUAAUUUAAUAUUAAAA
This is a messenger RNA of Bicyclus anynana (squinting bush brown), 7244 nucleotides long. RefSeq names its product ras-related protein Rab-40C (gene Rab40). The record is from RefSeq and is a predicted model, not a curated record. Gene Ontology annotation, molecular function: GTPase activity; GTP binding. The transcript has 5 exons. Gene Ontology annotation, cellular component: endosome; synaptic vesicle; plasma membrane. Gene Ontology annotation, biological process: intracellular signal transduction; protein localization to plasma membrane. Lineage: Eukaryota; Metazoa; Arthropoda; Insecta; Lepidoptera; Nymphalidae. The coding region runs from base 440 to 1309 and encodes 289 amino acids.